CGCAUUUAAACAGAAGGCUGCGAAGGAAAGACACAGGCAAAAGACACGUGAGAAUUUUCGUCCUUUUGUGUGAGGAGCGUUCGCGAUUAGUGAACGAACAUAUCGAUGGAAGAAUGGGAAAUUUGAACGCGAUCACUCAUUGAUUCAACUCCUCCAAAACAACAAUCGAAAAUGUCGUUCUUUCGUAAAGUGUCGGAUUCAGAAUCCGAAUCAGAAUCUGAGGAAGAGUUAAUGUCAGAUUACGAGAAAGAGGAAGGUGCUCAAAAAGAAUCAACAAGCGCACAACCUGCACGUAAAUCUGCUUUCCUCAAAGGAGCCGACUCCGAUUCCAGUUCAGAAGAAGAUUCAGAUGAAGACGAAUCAGAAGAUGACGAUGACAGUGACGAAGAUGAAGAUGACGGAGAAGGUGGUCCAGCAGUACGAAGACAAUCUCGUUUCUUGCGUGGCGCAAGUGAUGAUAGCGAAAGUGAAGAAGAAGUGAAAAAAGUUAUCAAGAGUGCACGCGAAAAGCGUGUUGAUGAAAUUGAUGCUGUUGCACGUACGAUCGAAAAUGCAUCAAGAAUCGAUGAUUGGGUUGCUAUCUCGAAAGAAUUCGACGGAUUGAACCGCUUGGCCGAUCGUCUCAAAGUCGUCAAUGAACCUACACCUCCGGUAUACUACAAAACUCUUGUCACUCUAGAGGACUUCUUGAACGACUCUCUCGCCAAAGAGAAAACCGCUGAUAAGAAGAUGAAGGCACCAAACGUUCGUGCUUUGAACGGUAUGAAACAGAAACUCAAAAAGGUUGUCAAAGAUCACGAAGCAGCCAUCGCUACUUAUCGUCAAGAUCCCGAAGCAUUCGAAGCAAACUACACAGCUACGACUGCCCCUGCAGCCGCACCUGCUCAACCCAAAAAGGCCAAAAAGGCAGCAGCUCCUGGAGCUGAGGAAGAAGAAGAUGAAGAUUUCCAGACUGUUGGCCGUGGUGGAAAAGCUGUCACAUAUACCAGUGAAGGAUUGUUCAAGAGUUUGGCUGCUGUUAUGGAAGCUCGUGGUAAGAAGUCGACCGAUCGCACAGAGCAAAUAGAAAUCUUGACAAAGUUGAUGGGUGUCGCCGUUUCCACAUACCAAAAGAUUCGAGUUCUUUUGGCAUUGUUGGCCGCCCGUUUCGAUUACAACCAAAGUGCCGCUGCUUACAUGAACAUCGAGAUGUGGAACAGUGCUUUGAAGGAAGUCGAACAACUCACCAAGAUUUUGGAUCAAGACCGAACAUACCAAGUCAAAGAACUCACCAAAGAUUACGACGAUGAAAUCGACAGACUGCCCAACCAAGGCGACGAAGGACCAAUUGUCGAAGUACGUGGAAGUUUGAUCAGUUUCAUCGAGCGUUUGGACGAUGAAUUCACAAAGAGCUUGCAAUACAUCGACCCUCACACCACCGAAUACGUUGACCGAUUGAGAGAUGAGAAGCUUCUCUACCGCACAAUCAUCUUGAGCCAAAACUACAUCGAAACCAUUGACCAGCCCGGCACCUUGAGUCGUAUUAUGAUGCGCAGACUUGAUCACAUCUACGCCAAACCAGACAACAUCAUUCAAGCACUCGAAACAGCAAGCGCAUCUGCUGGUGAACCAUUGAACAAAUCCAAAUCUGGUCUAUGCCCUUCACCCGAAGAGGUUGCUGCUAAUGCAGAUGGAGCUUCAGCUUUGAUCAGAUCUUUGUGCGUUCAACUAUACAAGACAGCUGGUUUGGAAACAGAGAGACUUCGUACACGUGCUAUGCUGUAUCACAUCUACCAUCAUUCACUACGUCGUGAUUACCACAUCGCUCGUGAUAUGUUCUUGAUGUCACAUUUGCAAGAUUCAAUCGGGAUGGCAGACGCGGCUACGCAAAUCUUGUACAACCGUGUCGUUGUUCAAUUGGGAGUGUGUGCCUUCCGUGUAGGAUUAAUUCGUGAAUCUCAAGGUGCUCUUCAAGAGAUCUUUGCUUCAACAAGGGUGAAGGAAUUGCUUGCUCAAGGUGUCUCAAGAGCCAAUCCUUAUGCUACACCUGAACAAGAGAAGCUUGACCGUCAACGCCAAUUGCCCUUCCACAUGCACAUCAAUUUGGAAUUGCUCGAGUGCAUCUACUUGGUUGGAAGCAUGUUGCUCGAGAUCCCAAACAUUGCAAGCGCCAACAGCGAGGCAGAUCAAAGACGUAACAUUAUCUCCCGUACAUUCCGCAAAAUGCUCGAUUUCACCGAUCGUCAAGUGUUUUCAGGACCAGCAGAAAGCACAAGAGAUCAUGUGAUGGCAGCAGCCAAAGCAUUGCAAAAUGGAAACUGGAAAGAAUCUCAAGAGCAAAUUGCAGAGAUCAAGAUCUGGAAAUUAAUGGUUGAUCAUGACGAAGUGAUUUCAAUGCUCAAGAGCAAGAUUCAAGAAGAAGGUUUACGCACAUACCUUUUCACAUAUGCACAUUAUUACAAGAGCUUAAGCUUACGUCAUUUAGCCGAAAUGUUUGAAUUGCCAAUCUCCAAAGUCAAAUCGAUCGUUAGCGUGAUGAUUUGGAAUGAAGAAAUUCAAGCAAGUUUGGAUAUCGGAAAUGUGAAAGAAGAAGAAGGAGGUUAUAUAGUUUUACAUGGCGUUCAACUUUCAAAAGUUCAAGUUUUGGCACAACAAUUGGCCGAAAAAGCAAAUUCUCUUCUCGAACAAAACGAAAGAAGUUUGGACGGUAAAUUGGGCGAUCGUGCAGGUCCAGGAGAAGGAAGAACAGGUGCUCAGGACCGUGACGGUCGCGAAGGCCGUGAUGGAGCCGGACCAAGACGUGAAGGCAGAAGAGGUGGUGCCUCCGGUCGUGGUCGUGGAAGAGGACGUGGUAGAGCUCAAUUCAAUGCAUUGCCAGGACAGCAAACCGUUUGAUCGUGCUCGUUUACCCCUUUCUCCCCAAAAUGUAUAAAUGUUUUUCCCUUACCUCAAAAUUCAUUAUUGUUUUAACCAC
Messenger RNA from Meira miltonrushii, 2953 nucleotides. RefSeq lists its product as uncharacterized. The record is from RefSeq and is a predicted model, not a curated record. Bases 172 to 2874 code for a protein of 900 amino acids. Gene Ontology annotation, cellular component: eukaryotic translation initiation factor 3 complex. Gene Ontology annotation, biological process: translational initiation. The transcript has a single exon. Gene Ontology annotation, molecular function: RNA binding; translation initiation factor binding; translation initiation factor activity. Lineage: Eukaryota; Fungi; Basidiomycota; Exobasidiomycetes; Exobasidiales; Brachybasidiaceae.